AUGAAUAACGAUAAUAGUUUUGACUCUAUCAUUAACGAAAGUGAAACACAACACUUCGUGAAUCCUGUACUAGAAAGCGCGUUUUUCAUUAAUAAGAAUUCAAAGGAUGUCACCAUUCCUCGAAGCAGUAUUCAAGAAGCGGCAAAUGCGAUUUAUUCAAAUAUGAAAAAAAUGAAAUAUUCUGUAUCGGUAUGGAAACAACAUGAACUUCAUCCAAAAAUUGCAAACGAAGCAGCAAUUAACUGGAUCUUUCUCGUUGAUCUACUAAACUUUUCUUUUUGGUCUGAUUUAGAAAAAGAAAAAGGAUCGAAUUGUCAAGAAAGAUAUACCAUCCUUUAUAAAGAUAAACGAUAUACGGGAUAUUGGUCCUUAUGCGCGGCAAUUAAUCGAGCCAUUGAUGAAGGGAUACCAAUUACAACACCGUCAGUUUAUGCCUCAGCAGAAGAUUUAAAUGAUUAUAAAAUUAAAUAUGCCUUUCGUUCUCAUACAAACGAAGAAAUUCCUUUGCUUCAGGAGCGUAUUCAUUGUAUGAGAAAAGCCGGUAAAAUUUUAGUUGAGAAAUUCGACGGUAAUUUUAUUAAUUGUAUUAAACAAUCAAAUAAUUCUGCCAUGAAAUUGCUAAAAAUAAUUACCGAUAAUUUUGAAUGUUUUCGUGACGAAUGUGAAUUUCUUGGACGUAAAGGACAAGGUUAUGGUUAUUUUAAUGACAUUGAUGAAAUAACAAUGUUUGCAGAUUAUAGGUAUGGUGCAUUGUCAUAUUCUCAGAAUUUACUCAAUAAGAUAAACUCUUUCACAUUAUUACCAAAUGGUUCACAAUUAGAAAUUGAGAUUAGAGGAUGUUCAAUAUGGUCGGUAGAAUUAUUAAAAAGAAUCAUCCAACGAAAAAUUCAACAGGAAAAUUCGAAAGGGUUGAUUCCAAUAGUUAAUACUAUUAUUUUAGAUUUUUAUAUAUGGGAUUUUGCUAAUGAACAUAAACAUUCGAUUGAAAUUGAAAAUACUUUUUAG
Messenger RNA from Funneliformis geosporum, 1005 nucleotides. Lineage: Eukaryota; Fungi; Glomeromycota; Glomeromycetes; Glomerales; Glomeraceae. The record is from the annotation of a GenBank genome assembly.